AUGAUUGUGUCAAGGCUGUUGUUGGCAUUUGGCAUUUGGCAUUUUUCGUCACUCGCUCAGGAAACGGGACUUUCCGCCUUUGCUGACGGAUCCGGUUCUGAAUUUCGCGUGUACAAUGACACGCUUGGUUUCCAAAAAGUCUUCGCCAUCGGCCUGCCCGACCGCACCGACAAGCGCGAUGCGCUCAGCCUCAUGUCCGCCGUCACGGGCUUCACGAUAACCUGGAUCGACGGGGCCCGCGGGUCGACCGUCCCGGACAAGGCCCUGCCCAUCGGCUGGGACCGGAAGGGCGGGCACAUGAACACGAUGCGGCGCAUCGUCGACGAGGGCAUCACGUCCGCGCUCAUCAUGGAGGACGACAUGGACUGGGACGUCUCCCUGAAGGACCGGCUCGCCGACUUUGCAGGCGCGAGCAGAGAGUUCCAGAAGGAAGGGAGCUGGUUCGUGGAACCCGCCAGCCACAAUGCCUCGAUCCCCGGCCCCGCGAGCAAGAGCCCUUACGGGCAGGACUGGGAUAUGCUGUGGAUCGGCUCGUGCGCGUCGACAUCCCCGCCGCGGCACCACCGCGUGGGCAACGCGGGCUGGAAGUGGGACGAGUACCCGGACAACACGCGCGUCGUGUACGUGCCCGGGGACAACAUCUGCAGCUUCGCGUACGCGCUGAGCCACACGGGGGCCAAGAGGGCGCUCGAGUACAUGAGCCUCGAGGGCCAGCACAAGCCGUUCGACAACCACCUGAGCGACCUCUGCCGGCUGCGGGCGAACGGGAUGCGCUGCGUCAGUGUCGUGCCGAGCCUGUUUGUGCACCACCGGCCGCGGGGCAGGGUCAGCGGGGACUCGGAUAUCAACAAUGGUGGCGGGGAUGAGUUUAGGGAGGUCGGGACGACGGAGAAUGUGCUGUACAGCACAAGGCUGAACCUCGCGAGGUUGCUGAAGGGGGAGAAGCCGGUGAAGCAGUGGGAUGAUUAAGCGAGGGAGAAGUCGGGUGGCUGUCAUUCAUCGGCGUUCAUGGCUAGUGCUGAGUUUGAUAUAAAGGAAGCCUUUUAAGGCGACAGACGGCUGGGUGUAUUCGAUUGUGCGCAAGAGACCAAAUGAGACACCGUCCAAGCAUCAGAAUCUUCGGGGAACCCGAGUUUGCCAAGUGCAGAGGCAGCCCCAAAGGCACUGCUAAGCACUAAUACCACCUUCCGGAGCAAGCCGGCGUCACAAUCUCAUGUCAAGAUAGUAUCGCGCAUGCGGGCAACUCUUGUAGGCAGUCUCUCC
Microdochium trichocladiopsis is the source of this 1263-nucleotide messenger RNA. RefSeq lists its product as uncharacterized. The record is from RefSeq and is a predicted model, not a curated record. Bases 1 to 969 code for a protein of 322 amino acids. Lineage: Eukaryota; Fungi; Ascomycota; Sordariomycetes; Xylariales; Microdochiaceae. The transcript has 6 exons.